AGUUGUAUACUUGUGUGCGGCAAGAGAAAAGAAAGAAGAGGGUGGGUCUACGGUCUACCUAAGCGCACGUAAUGUUCCUCCGCCCGUUCCCAUCCUACUUCCGCCCUGCCGCUCGCCGCCACUCCUCUUCCUCCUCCAAAUCGUCGAGGCGCCACUCCUCGGCCUCCCGCGGAGGUGGAAGCGACCACCAUCAUCUCCUCCCCAGCAUCUCCAUCUGCGCCACCUGCAAGAACUCCCCCUCCGCCGCCACCCUCGACCUUCUCAUCCUCCUCCUCGCCCUCUUCUGCUCCGCCUUCCUCGUCGCCUCCUCCCUCGCCCACGUCUUCCGAUCCCUCGCACUCCUCCUCCCCGCCUCCUCUUUCCGCCACGCAUCCCACCCCUACCUCGUCACCCUCCUCCUCCUCUUCCUUGCCGCCUCCCUCGCCGUCGCCGUGCUAUCCUGCUCCCGACCCUGCUUCUUCCCCUGGUUCCUCCGUCGACGCUGCAGCAGGCCUCGCUGCCGCGGCCUCAAGAAGGCCCUCGAGUUCGAUGUCCAGCUGCAGACCGAGGAGUGCAUUCGCUCGCCCGACCUCGCGCAAACCGCCGCCUGGAAGGAGAUCGACGAUCUUCCCUGGAAGGGCGGGCAGCAAGGGAACAAUCCUGAUUACGAAUGCCUGCGAGUGGAGCUGAGGAGGAUGGCUCCGUCCAAUGGCCGUGCCGUGCUGCUCUUCCGCGCACGGUGUGGCUGUCCACUUGCAAAACUCGAGGCCUGGGGACCCAAGCGAAGCCGCCGGAACAAGAAGAUUAGAGAGAAAGGAAUGCUGCAGCUCUAGUGGAGCUCCUAUGCAUUUUAAAACUUUGAACUUUAUUUAGACGAAGCUAAGAUUCAUUCAGCUUAUCAGAAUGUUCUCUUCUAUAAAAAUCCAGCAAACUCUGCUUAUAGAAAAUAUUAAUUAAUUUGAUGCCUUGUAAUUUUCUCCAAAAAUGUGGAAUCACCACAUCAGC
Molecule: messenger RNA, 984 nt
Organism: Zingiber officinale
Lineage: Eukaryota; Viridiplantae; Streptophyta; Magnoliopsida; Zingiberales; Zingiberaceae
Exons: 2
Coding region: 72-812 (246 amino acids)
Source: RefSeq, a predicted model, not a curated record